Molecule: messenger RNA, 1044 nt
Organism: Drosophila grimshawi
Lineage: Eukaryota; Metazoa; Arthropoda; Insecta; Diptera; Drosophilidae
Product: chymotrypsin-1
Exons: 3
Coding region: 155-994 (279 amino acids)
Biological process (GO): proteolysis
Molecular function (GO): serine-type endopeptidase activity
Source: RefSeq, a predicted model, not a curated record
GUUAACCAUUAUUUGCGGUCAGACCACCCACAGCUACCGCCUCGAUAAAAUUCUAAUGAGCCAAAAUGCAACGUAUAAAAAGACUCGAUGCUAGCUUCAGUACACGCAAAACAAAGUUCCACUUCGAAAAUAAAACAUACCAAACACAAACGCCAUGGAAGCCCGAUUGACAUUCGUCUUGCUGUUGGGCUCAAUUGUGUUGACUACUGGAAAAGCCAUGAACAGUGUCAUCGACUUGGACGCAUAUUUUGACAACGUGGAUGGCAAUUCGCAGGAGCGCGUUGUUGGCGGCUAUGAUGUGCCCGCAGAUGAGUAUGUGCCGUAUCAGAUAUCCAUGCAGUUCCUAACGCGCAACGGCAAAAUGCGACAUUUUUGCGGUGGAUCUCUCAUAGCACCGAAUCGAGUUCUUACAGCGGCGCACUGCGUCAAUGGCCAGAAUGCAAGCAGGAUUAGCGUCGUGGCUGGCAUAAGGGAUCUGGAGGAUACAAGUGGCUAUCGCUCGCAGGUGCAGUCCUAUGAAAUGAACGCAAACUAUGAGGAGCUGGUGACCAGCGAUAUAGCUAUACUGAAAAUCGAUCCACCGUUUGAAAUGGAUGGCAAACGCGUCAGCCCAAUCGAUGUGAGCAGCAAUGAGCUCGUCGGCGCUGAUCAGGAAGUGCUACUAAGCGGAUGGGGUUCCGUUUUCCACUUUGGCACUGGACCCUUUGCCAAGUAUCCAACCGUACUCCAGAAGCUGUCAUAUAAAACGCUGGAUAAUGGCAAAUGCAAGGAGACCAUGACGCAGCUGACGGAUACAGAGAUUUGUGCAUUGGAACGUUUUGGCAAGGGUGCCUGCAAUGGCGAUUCGGGUGGUCCUUUGGUGAUGGCCAACGGGGAAUCCCUCAAGCAGGUUGGCGUCGUCUCCUAUGGCACUGCCUUCUGUGCCUCCAACAGUCCCGAUGUCUACACUCGCGUUUCCAUGUUUGAUGCUUGGAUCAAGGAGCGCAUGGCUUAAAGCCGGUUCACAUAACAUUUACCCCAACUAAAUAAAAAUUGCCUUAUAAA